GCGGGGUCUACCAGCACCACGCGCAACGAGAGGUCUGCGCUUCGCGGGCCAAGUACCGGGAGGGGCGGAGGCCCCGCGCUGUGAAGGUGAAAGGUUCUUGGGCAAGCACAUCUUGUGAAAUACAGUCCUCUGCUUGAUACAGUGUGGAAGCUGCUGCCAGCAAGGGUGUAUACUAUCAACUUAGAGUCUCGAUACUUGUUGAUACAAGGUGUUCCUGCCUUGGGAGUAAUGAAGGAAUUAGUUGAGCAGUUUGCAUUAUACGGCACCAUUGAAGAAUAUAAUCCAUUAGAUGACUACCCAGCAGAAGAAUUUACAGAAGUUUACCUUAUCAAGUUUCAAAAGAUACAAAGUGCAAGGGUAGCCAAGAGAAAAUUGGAUGAGCGGAGUUUCUUUGGUAGUUUGCUGCAUGUGUGUUAUGCCCCAGAAUUUGAAACUGUACAGGAAACCAGAGAGAAACUACAAGACCGACGGAAGUAUAUAGCAAAAGUAACUUGUUGCAAAGAUCAGUUACAAGUGAAGAAACAGAAUUUGAACACGUGUUUUAAAAAGACCUUUCAGCCAGAUGCUCCUGCAUUUCAUACACCUGAAGUAGCCACUAAUACCUGGAAUCUGCCUACAUAUGUUCCUGAUCCUCAGCAGUCACCCUGUUAUAAACUGCCAUUGAGGAAUACAGCCUCUGUUUCCAAAGAGUGCUGUCAGAGUACGUUGAUAGCACCUCAGUUCACUCGUGACUGUGCUGAAGCAUCUGAGUACUGUAGCCAGAAAACACCAACGCCCCAGAGUAUGCAUCGGGGAACAUGUAACAUACCAGCCCAUUGCAGUCUGCAGAGAAAAUUUGCUUGUGACAAAGGACUCAAUAGAUUUAUGCCUCGAACAACUCAGCUACAGGAACGAAAAAGACGACGAGAUGAAGGCACCAAAUUUGCCCUUAUUGGAAAAGAUAUUAAUAAUACAGAAAUAAUUAUUGGUCCAAGGCUACCAGAAGUGCCUAAAAUAGAUAUGGAUGAUGAAUCACUGAACACCUCAGCAAGCUUAAUUCGAAAUAAACUUAAGGAGGUUACGCAUCCUGUUCAAGCUCCGGAACUACCAGCCGAGAAUAGUCAAACAAAGCCGACAGUGAAACAAAGACGACGAAUAUAAAUACUAGUAGCAUUUUCUGUGUCUAAGAGAUACUAUUUUGAUUGUUUACAAAGCAAUGUAAUAUAGCUUGAUUUUACAAAAUUAAAAUACUUUUUGUACAUUC
Eublepharis macularius is the source of this 1243-nucleotide messenger RNA. RefSeq names its product RNA binding motif protein 48 (gene RBM48). Lineage: Eukaryota; Metazoa; Chordata; Lepidosauria; Squamata; Eublepharidae. The transcript is spliced from 6 exons. Bases 229 to 1140 code for a protein of 303 amino acids. Gene Ontology annotation, molecular function: nucleic acid binding. The record is from RefSeq and is a predicted model, not a curated record. Gene Ontology annotation, cellular component: nucleoplasm.